Molecule: messenger RNA, 2307 nt
Organism: Gossypium raimondii (Peruvian cotton)
Lineage: Eukaryota; Viridiplantae; Streptophyta; Magnoliopsida; Malvales; Malvaceae
Product: pentatricopeptide repeat-containing protein At3g46790, chloroplastic
Exons: 1
Coding region: 70-2025 (651 amino acids)
Biological process (GO): RNA modification
Molecular function (GO): protein binding; RNA binding; zinc ion binding
Source: RefSeq, a predicted model, not a curated record
AGAGAGAGAGAGAUCAGUCUUCAAAAGAAAAAAGUGAACAAAAUAGAAGACCCUGGGAUUUGAGUACUGAUGUGGGCGUUUCACACUCCCCAGCCAACGCAACCACCGUCACUGUUCAACCCACCUCGUACGCCACCAAAGCUCCCUUCUUCUUCUCUCACCUUAAACCCCUCCAUCUCUAAUUCAACACCCAACCACAAUCAACUUAUCCAAUCCUUAUGCAAGCAAGGCGACCUUAAACAAGCUUUCAAGCUUCUUUCCCGAGAACCCAACCCUUCUCAAAGGACUUACGAGGUCCUUAUCCUGUCAUGCGCCGACCAAAACUCCCUUUCCCUCGCUCAAUCCCUUCAUUCCCAUAUUUCCGAAAAUGGGUUCGACCAAGAUCCUUUCUUGGUUACCAAACUUAUAUCCAUGUACGCUGCUUUGGAUUCUCUGGACGAUGCUCGCAAGGUGUUCGAUAAAACGCGUAAGAGAACGAUUUUUGUUUGGAAUGCGCUUUUUCGAGCGCUUACUUUGGCUGGUUUCGGGGAAGAAGUUUUGGGUUUGUAUAGAAAGAUGAAUAGGAUUGGACUUCCGUCGGAUAGAUUUACUUAUACUUAUGUGCUGAAAGCUUGUGUUGCUUCUGAAUGUAUGGUUUCGCUUUUAAAUAAAGGGAAAGAGAUUCAUGCUCAUAUUUUAAGACAUGGGUUGGAAGGAUAUGUUCAUAUUAUGACUACUUUGGUGGAUAUGUAUGCAAGGUUCGGUUGCGUUGCGCAUGCGAGUUUUGUUUUUGAGAAGAUGCCUGUGAGGAAUGUGGUUUCUUGGAGUGCGAUGAUGGCCUGUUAUGCGAAAAAUGGGAAGCCGUUUGAGGCAUUGGAGCUUUUUAGGGAAAUGAUGAUUGAGACUCAGGAUUCGGCUCCGAAUUCGGUUACUAUGGUUAGUGUUCUUCAAGCUUGUGCAGCUCUGUCGGCUUUGGAACAAGGGAAGUUGGUUCAUGCUUAUAUCCUUAGGAGAGGGCUUGAUUCGGUUUUGCCCGUUAUCAGUGCUCUUAUUACAAUGUAUGCUCGAUGUGGUGAGCUGGAAUUAGGACAACGGAUUUUUGACCGAAUGGAGAAAAGGGAUGUUGUGUCAUGGAAUUCGUUGAUUUCGAGUUACGGUCUUCAUGGAUAUGGGAAGAAAGCAAUGCAAAUUUUCCAGGAGAUGAUUCAUCAAGGUGUUUCCCCAAGUUCUAUAACUUUUGUCAGUGUUUUAGGAGCAUGCAGCCAUGCUGGUCUUGUUGAAGAAGGAAAAAAGUUGUUUGAUUCAAUGCGUAAAGAACAUGGAAUACAUCCAAGCGUUGAGCACUAUGCUUGUAUGGUCGAUCUUCUCGGUCGUGCCAAUAGGUUAGAGGAGGCAGCUAAGAUUAUAGAUGAAAUGCGGAUCGAACCCGGGGCCAAGGUUUGGGGUUCACUUCUUGGCUCAUGUAGGAUUCAUUGUAAUGUAGAGCUAGCAGAGAGAGCUAGCCAUAGGCUAUUUCAACUUGAACCCCAUAGUGCUGGCAACUAUGUACUCCUAGCUGAUAUUUAUGCAGAAGCUGAGAUGUGGGACGAUGUAAAGCGAGUGAGGAAGCUACUCGAAACUCGCUCGCUGCAAAAAGUUGCAGGAAGAAGUUGGAUUGAAGUGAGAAGGAAAAUGUACUCAUUCGUCUCUGUUGACGAGCCCAACCCUCAGAUCGAACUGAUCCAAUCAUUGUUGAUUAAACUGGCUGCUGAGAUGAAGGAGAAGGGAUACUCACCGCAAACGAAAGUCGUGCUGUAUGAUCUCGAUGAAAGCGAAAAGGAACGGAUCCUAUUGGGUCACAGCGAGAAACUAGCGGUCGCAUUUGGGCUGAUCAACACGAAAAAAGGGGAAACCAUUAGGAUAACCAAGAAUUUGAGGCUGUGUGAAGACUGCCACUCGUUUACAAAAUUCAUUUCCAAGUUUUCAAACAAAGAGAUUCUGGUUCGUGAUGUGAAUCGGUUUCACCAUUUCCAGAAUGGGGUUUGUUCAUGUGGGGAUUAUUGGUAGUAGAACUGUUUGUGGGAUGGGCUUCCCAUUUAGGUUUGCCUGAAAUUUGAGAGGAUUUAGGAUAAUAUAUUAGGCUAAAAAAAUAGGCUUGGACAAAAAAAUUAGACCCGUUUAAAACAUAGGUCGAGCUCAGGCUUAAACAUUCAAGGCUUGAGCUUGGUUCGGCCCAGCUUGUUUUUAAGUUUAUAAUACUUUAUAUUGUGUUAUUUUUUAUAUUAUGUAAUUUAUAACACAUAAAAAUAAUAAUUUUGUAUUAAAUAUAUAAUACUACUCUUAUGUAAA